AUGAGGAACUAUUCGUUAGAAGAUGGAAGUUUUUAUUUUACAUGGUUCCAUGACCGUCAAGACGAAUUCCGCCAGCAAUCGGGUCGUGUUGUUAAAUUUCAUCUAACGUUUCAACUUUAUGGGGUUGUUAUAAAUGAAGGAAGAGAUUCACCUCAUAUCCUGCGAGUUAAAGUCUCUGUAAAACUUGAAAAAUUGAAUUUCUUUUUACGAGAAGUGUCCUCUACACCAGCAAUAUGCAUUUUCGAUAUCAGCAUGGACUGGUGGACACUGUUACGACGAUACAUUGAUUUUGUUUGUACUUGUUUUACGGGUUACAUUUACUUCCUCUACACAAAACGAUUCACAAAAAGAAAACCUCGCGAUGAUCUCACUCCGCUUGAUGAUAUCACACAGAUUAGUCAGACAAUUACAAGAGUUCUUGGACAGAAUCCAGGCCCAUUCACAUUGCAGGGUACUAACACGUAUUUGAUUGGCAAAGGAAACAAAAAACUUUUGAUAGAUGCUGGCGAGGCGAACAAUAUGAGAUAUAUCUCCAAAAUUCAAGAAGCUUUGGGUGAAGCUACAAUAGAAGGCAUUAUCUGCACUCAUUGGCAUUACGAUCAUACAGGCGGAUGUCCUUUGGUGCAAGAAUAUUUUACAACAUCAGGCGGUGAAAAACCAAAAGUGUAUAAGAUGAAACAUAUACGCAAUAAAAAUGUCGAAGGAUGUUAUUACGUCGAUGAAGGGUAUGUAUUCAGACAAGAUGGGCUUACCUUGAAAGUCAUUGACUGCAGAAAUAAGUGUUAG
This is a messenger RNA of Strongylus vulgaris, 786 nucleotides long. The record is from the annotation of a GenBank genome assembly. Lineage: Eukaryota; Metazoa; Nematoda; Chromadorea; Rhabditida; Strongylidae.